Messenger RNA from Prorocentrum cordatum, 1943 nucleotides. Lineage: Eukaryota; Dinophyceae; Prorocentrales; Prorocentraceae. The record is from the annotation of a GenBank genome assembly.
AUGGCCUCGGAGCAGCAGGAGCAGGACGCCGCUCCCGGCGCGCCCGAGGAGGAGCUGCUGCCCUACAGCGGCGACGACGACCUCGUGACCCGCUACCUGAACUGUGCGAAGGGUGUGUUCACUGCAUGGCUCGCCCUGGACGACCUGGAGCCAGAUCUGGGACCCCUGGAAUACGCGUGCGGCAGCCACCUGUGGCCGUUGCCGCAGAGCGAGGGCUACAGGCCCGCGCUGUUCGGCAGGAAGGACUACCGCACCGAGCUGGAGAAGGCCGCGGCCCAUGCGGGGCAGAGCAUAUGCGUGACGCAGGUGCUGGUGCCGCAGGGUGGCGGCUCCGUGCACGACGGCCGCACCUGGCACGGCUCCGGGGUGAACCGCUCGGGGCGCCCUCGCAGGGGCCUCGGCGUGCACUUCGGGCCGCGCGGAGCCCGGCCGACGCCCCCGACGGCGCUGGCCAGGAGGAUCACUCAGGCGUCCGACGCCAGCCUGGCGCGCUCGGAGGCGGCAGCGCAGGAGGCACGAGAGGUCCCGCAGGCAGCGGAGGAAAAGCGCUCGAAUCCUGAGCCGGCCGCGGGGCGUCCGGUGAACCCUCUCGUCGAGGGCUCCCUGCUGGAGUCCCAGGAGGCCAGCCAGGACGGUUGGGCCAUCGACGCACCAGGGUCGAACAAGCUGGUCUUCUCCUGCCGGCUGGGCGACGCGGACAUGAGGGUCUUCUCCCAGGCUUUCUCUUCGAGUGCGGCGCAGCUGACGCGUCUCGACCUCUCCUGCAACCAGGUCACAGACGCAGGCGCUGCUACCUUGGCGCGAUCAUUAUUGGGCGCGCGGGCCCAGAGCCUGUGGAGCCUCUCGCUGCGCGCCAACGCCAUCGGCUCGCCAGGCUGCGAGGUGCUCGUGGAGGCGCUGAAGUACUGCCCCGCGCUGCGGAGGCUGGACAUGUCGCAGAACCCCGUGGGCAAGGGCGGAGGUCUUGCGCUCGUUGAGCUGCUUCAGUUCAGCAUGAGCUUGCUCGAGCUCUACCUCGCAGACACCGAGGCGGACAUCGACGUGCUUGUCGCUAUGUCUACUACGCUGCUCCUGGCUCAGCCUGGCCUGAAGGUCCUCAGCCUGGAGAACCCGCGCAUCUGCACGAAGCAGGAGGACCACACAGUGCACCUCGGGCGGAUGCUCCGAGUCAACACGGGCAUCAGCGAGAUCUACCUCGGGAAGUGCAAGUUCCGUGACGAAGGCAUCAGGCAGUUGGUGUCGUUUUUGAUGGAGAACAAGACUCUGAGGGUGCUGGACCUCCGGUGCAACGAGAUCGGGGCGGACGGUGCCAGCCACCUCGGCACGCUGCUCGGCUCGGACUGCCAGCUGUCGCUGCUCAACCUCUCGAGCAAUCGCAUCGGCGAGAGGCAGAACGUGAGCGGGGCACGCGCCCUCGCCACGGCGCUGCUCGGCAACCGAAUGUUGCGCGCGCUCGACCUCAGCAACAAUAUGUUGUGUGGCGAGGCACUGUCGAGCAUCGGACAGGCUCUGGAGACGAACUCUACCCUCGAGACCAUCGCAUUGUUCCACAAUGAGUGGGAUCAGGAAUCCUCGUUCAAGUUCCACAAGCUCUUGACCAACCGCGCGCGCAUUUUACCGCUGCGCAUGGAUUUCGUGACCAGUGAGGUUGAUUUCAAGAUCGACAUCUGUAAGGUCUGGGACUUCACUCUGUAGGACAGAUCCACCAUCCCGAUCCCAGGAUUUGCGGUCCUGAUCAUCCCCCUGCAUUGACAGCGUCGACUGCGUGAGCCUGCCUCUGGCGCAUCCCGAACUUCUUCGCGUUCUGAGAGUGUUCUUGCCGUCUCGCCGCCCUCCCCCGUGUUCCUCCUGCGUGCCCCCGCCUUGGUCCAAUUCGCUUCGGACGCGCGUCGCCGCUAGUUUGAACGCGAGUUCGAUCGCCUGCCGGACCCAGAGUUCGCCGC